Molecule: messenger RNA, 2233 nt
Organism: Rubroshorea leprosula
Lineage: Eukaryota; Viridiplantae; Streptophyta; Magnoliopsida; Malvales; Dipterocarpaceae
Source: the annotation of a GenBank genome assembly
AGGCAAAUUCAAUUACUCAUUUUGUAUAAGCUGCUAAAUUCAUUGUUAAGCAAUGAAAACCCAAGAAAACCCAGCCAUGGAAACUGAUUGGGAGAGUUGUUAAUGUCUUGUUUGGCUUAGCUGUCAUGGCCCCAUCAGAUGAGGAGGAGUCCCCAUCUUUCCAUACCAAAAAACAGAUUUCAUUGGUUUUAUUUGACAAAAGUUCUUUUUCAUGCAUCAAAUGCUCUUGCAUCCGUUUUUGAAACAUAUAUAGAGACUGAUUGCUGAGAUUUUUGAGGAAUCAAUUCCAAAUAUAUAUAACAAGAAGUCCCUCACAAGAAAGGUCUGGGUUUGGUUAUAACUUAGGCUUUGAGUUUUUCUAUUUGUUUACAAUAUUCCUCCAUUUCUUCCAAAAAAGCAAGCAAAAUUGGUUGUGUUUGCUAGCACAGGAAGUGUGUUCUUUGAGAGAUGUACGGUUUCUCCUCACAGUCACUUUGAUGAGAGAUGCUGGAUGUUGGACAGCAGAAGUGGGGUACUUUGAAAAGCAAAUGAGCUGUCUUAUGGUCUUUUCUGCUUCAUCUUCAUAUUUGAGCAGCAUUGAAUCCUUACCAACAACAAGAUCCCCUGAAAGAUACUUGAAGGUCACCCAGUUUGCUGCUCUGAAGGUCCUGUCGGCAAUAGAAAUACUAGGAGUACAGGUUCGUCAAAAUGCAGGAUGUAAAUUAGAGGAACUUCAAUUAUAAGGACCACUUCAUUGUUGGUUUCUGUUGUAGCAUCUCAGGUUCAAUGUUAAAGUUCAAAGGAGGAGAUGUCAAAGACAGCAACCAUAAUCGGAAUUGCUGCCGGAGCAGUUGCUGUCGUGAUAUUAGUCAUUGGAUUCAUUUGGUUUUGCAAGUCACAGUGCAAGAACUUGUCUAAUAGGAACUCGGAGACAGGUUCCUCAGAUCCUUCUGCACUAGUGGAGUGGAAUAGAGGAGCUGGACCAAGUUCAUCUUCCGGUCAGUCUUUGUUUGCACCACAUGGAGCACAGCGGUUCACAAUGGAAGAGUUGGAGCGAGCUACAAGACAAUUUAAUGAAAGUAACCUUAUUGGAUAUGGAAGCUUUGGUGAAGUAUAUAAAGGUUUGCUGCGCGAUACUAUUGUAGCUAUCAAAAGGCGAGCAGGUGCCCCUACAACAGAAUUUGUUGCAGAGGUAACCUAUCUGUCAGAGAUUCGACACCGGCACUUAGUUUCUCUUCUAGGCUACUGUCAAGAAAAUGGAUCGCAAAUGUUGGUAUAUGAAUAUUUACCAAAUGGCAACAUGUGCAAUCACCUAUAUAAUACUGGACUAGAGUCAUCAACUAGGCUUGAGUUCAAGCAGAGGCUAUCCAUAGCUCUGGGGGCAGCUAAAGGUCUAUGUCAUUUGCACAGCCUGAAGCCUCCUUUGGUACACAGGAACUUUAAAACAGCCAAUGUCUUGGUUGAUGAGAACUUCAUUGCUAAGGUUGCAGAUGCUGGGGUGUCAAGGCUACUCGAAAAGAUAGAAGAAGCAGGUCCAUCUCGCACAUCUACUGCCAAUGUUUUCCAAGAUCCAGAGGUGGGAGCUGCAGGGAACUUCAGUGAAAUGAGUGACAUUUACAGCUUUGGAGUGUUUCUUUUGGAGCUUGUAACUGGACAGCAAGCUGUGAAAAUAGGCUCAUUUGGAUCCAAUGAUACCUUGAUUCAAUGGGUACUAUCAGAACUAAGUACAAACAAUUUUGUUGAUCGCCGGCUAGUGGGAACCUUCACCAUGGAAGGAAUCCGAGAUUUGAUCAGGCUGACACUACAAUGCAUGAGUUUCCCAGGAACUGGGAGACCACGAAUGGACAUGGUCGAGCAUGGACUUGAACAGAUUCGUGAGAAAGAGAUGGCAUUAACAACAAUGAUGGGUGAAAGUACUGCAACAAUCACUCUAGGAAGUGAGCUAUUUGCUUCCAAAUGAAGAGAGGAAUUCAAGUUUCUGGUGUUGUUCCAGUUCAAGCCAAGCUUAAGCUUGAAAACUCCAGUAACAAACCCUAUUUUACCCUGUUUAUAUGACAUAAAAUGGAUUGUCAAAUGCAAGUUUCUGUAAAGGAAUUGUCAAGUAAUUGUCAAUCUGAUUCGCCAAUGAUGCUAAGUACCUUGAGCAUCAAGCAUCUACUUAUAGUCAAAGUAUGAAAUUUUCUUUCUCUGUUGAACCUAUCACUGCAUUCAUGUUAAUCACACCAAAUUUAGGUAUUAAAUAGUAGUUUAUGAC